Messenger RNA from Colias croceus (clouded yellow), 2117 nucleotides. Its product is annotated as zinc finger protein 79-like. The coding region runs from base 96 to 1697 and encodes 533 amino acids. Gene Ontology annotation, biological process: regulation of transcription by RNA polymerase II. The record is from RefSeq and is a predicted model, not a curated record. Gene Ontology annotation, molecular function: zinc ion binding; RNA polymerase II cis-regulatory region sequence-specific DNA binding; DNA-binding transcription factor activity, RNA polymerase II-specific. The transcript is spliced from 12 exons. Gene Ontology annotation, cellular component: nucleus. NCBI's taxonomy places the organism in Eukaryota, Metazoa, Arthropoda, Insecta, Lepidoptera, Pieridae.
UAAUGUUGGUAUUACUCGUUUUAAUAAUGCCCGAUGUAACUCUGCAAUUUAUUUUUUGAACAAAAUUUUCCUUAUUUCUCAAUACGUUGUGAAAAAUGGAUUGGCAAUUAACGUGUCGAGUAUGUCUGGAAUCAGGAGAUAUGGUUUCAUUGUUCGAUUGGGACGAAAACAACGAUCAAUUAAGUGAUAAAUACACUUAUUGCUGUGGCGUGGAGGUUACAAAGAACGAUUCGCUACCGACGCUUAUAUGUUUAAUUUGUGUGGACCGUUUAACGUUUGCGUACCAAUUCAAGCAGCAAUGUCUUUCUUCAAAUAGCACUUUGAAAGAAUGCUUAGACGAAUUUCUGAAGACAUCAUCCCUUACCGGAACAAGCAGUAACGUUGGAGAUAGUUCAUCACACGCUGAUACUGAAACUAUAACAAUCAAACAAGAGAAUGGGCUCUUAUUACAAUAUGAGCUCCCAGUGGAACAUGACGCGCAGACCCAAUGGACCAGACGACUCAUCAAAACCCAGGAUAAUGCUGUGGUCAUCAAGGCACCUGGGCCCAAGAAGAGGGGACGGCCGAGGAAAUAUCCAAAUCAACAAGGCCAGAUUGAUGUAUCGCCAUACCAACGUAAAAAGCCGAAAGAAGAAACAAAAGAACCAGAAGCGCUGACAACUCUCCUGGCAUCUGGUACUCUGGAACUGAAGCAGGAGCCUGAUGAUGAGAAUGAUGAAGGGCUUUUUGAAUUGGAAGGAGUGGACUCUGACCCCGACUUUGAGCCUGAAGGUGAUGGUGAUGAGGCUGUAGAAGACCAGGACAUAAUCAAUGAAGAACCGAAAAAGCGUGGCAGACCGAGGAAGCUCAAACAGCCGAAGGAAGUCAAGGUCAAAGUGGAGGACGAAGACAUGUUGCUCAAGGAAACUAUACUCGCGUUCUCGGAACCGAUCUCCGAUAGUGUGCUGAACCCUAAGCCGAAGAAGAAGAAGCCGCCGACCAAGAAGAAAUAUGUGUACGCUAAAACACAUGUCUGUGAGACUUGUGGCGCUUCAUUCACGUCCAAUGCGUCGCUUCAAGCCCACAUUAGAAGACAUUUGGGCAUCAAACCGUUUGUAUGCAGUGUGUGCGGAUUUUCCACGGUCGCCAAGGAAUCGUUGAAACGUCACAUGUUGAAACAUACGGGCCAGAAGCCGUACGCCUGCAAACACUGUCACAGAAGAUUUGCAGAUUGCGGCAGUAGGCAGAAACAUGAACGAUUGCACAUGGGCAUCCGGCCGUAUCAAUGUUCGCUCUGCGGCAAGGCGUUUACAUAUUCGUACGUGCUAGCGAACCAUAUGCUCACACAUACUGGCGAGAAGAAAUAUUCCUGCGGUCCAUGCAACAAGAAAUUCACAAAAGCGCACCACCUCAAGUACCACAAUAAGGUGCAUCACAAGGAACUUUACUUGCAACAGCAAAUAGAACAAGAGGCCAAGAAGAUUAGACAACAGAUUAACGUGAAUAACCUGACGGGUGUGAUAUCAGGGCAGAUUGUGGACGGCACGCUACAGUUGAUACAUACUUCUGAAGACGGUGAGCACGAAACGCACAUGCAAGUGGUCGAAGAUCAUGAAGACAGUGAACAGAAGGAAACCGAUCGAGCAGUCGCCGAUAUGCAGGCGGUGGUUUUAGACUCUGAAUUUGCAAUGGACGACGAUGAUAGCAAGGAACACUGAUGCUCAUAUAAAUAAUCAUAAUCAUUAGUUUUUAAUGAACACAAAAUAAAUGGUAACAUAACAAUGUUUGCAAAUCAAUUGUAGAUAUAAAAUCAAUGUACGAAACCGUUUCUUCCAUUUUAAAUAGGUCUAUAUGGCACUUUAAAUAAAAACAUUAUUGUUAUUAUGCACUUUUUAUAGAUUUCUAGUAAAUGUUAAUAGAUCGAAAUAAAAUUUGCCUGUGAAAUAGUUUCACUUAUUAACGUUUUUGGAACAUGUGUUGUUAUGACAAAAAGAAAGUGGGAAUCUUUUAUUUUAGUUCACAACAUAUAAACGAAUAAACAGUAAAGUGUAGUUGUUAGUUUUUCAAAGAAAAUCACUUAUUUAAUACAACUACAUCUUUUUUCAAGAUUCCUUUUUAUUUGUAUUAGUUACUCUCAA